Cucurbita moschata (crookneck pumpkin) is the source of this 1092-nucleotide messenger RNA. RefSeq names its product protein LIKE COV 2-like. Gene Ontology annotation, cellular component: Golgi apparatus. Bases 91 to 861 code for a protein of 256 amino acids. The transcript is spliced from 7 exons. Lineage: Eukaryota; Viridiplantae; Streptophyta; Magnoliopsida; Cucurbitales; Cucurbitaceae. The record is from RefSeq and is a predicted model, not a curated record.
CAAAGACUCAAUUCUCAAAUUCAAAGAGAAAAAAUUCAACGAAACGAGCAUCGGGAGAAAAGCAGGAGUUUCGACCUUAGUCUUCCUUCAAUGGUAGAUAAUAGAGAAUCCACUUCCGUUCCGAUGAUCGAAUCUGAUCCCGACGAUGAUACUCCGAAGUCCCCUCCAACUUCUCCCAAUUCAUCCACUCGCAAGGCUUGCUAUGCUGUUCUCCAGAGUUGGGUCUCAAAGAAGUUCAUGACUGGAUGUGUGGUUCUGUUUCCUGUUGCCAUUACAUUCUUCACCACAUGGUGGUUUAUCACAUUUGUCGAUAGCUUCUUUAGCCCGUUAUAUGCCAGACUUGGAAUAAACAUAUUUGGUCUUGGAUUUGUUUCGUCGUUGAUAUUUAUACUUUUUGUUGGUUUAUUUGCUUCGUCGUGGACGGGUUCCACUGUUUUUUGGCUAGGAGAAUGGUUCAUAAAAAAGAUGCCCUUUGUAAAGCACAUUUAUUCAGCUUCCAAACAAAUUAGUGCAGCCAUUUCUCCAGACCAAAGUACCACAGCAUUCAAGGAAGUAGCCAUUAUACGGCAUCCUAGAAUUGGUGAAUAUGCAAUUGGUUUUAUUACCUCAUCCGUUGUCCUUCAGAUGAAUGGAUAUGAAGAGUUAUGCAGUGUUUAUGUUCCCACGAAUCAUCUAUAUAUCGGUGACGUUUUUCUUAUUAAUUCUGAAGAUAUCAUACGACCAAAUUUAUCGAUCCGAGAAGCCAUAGAAAUCAUUGUUUCAGUAGGAAUGACAAUGCCACAGGUGAUAUCUCCUGUUGAAAGACAAAGGAUUCCACGUCAAAAUAAUAUGAUCCCGUUGAAUAGAAUGGCUUCCAUUUGAAAGCUUACACGGUAUGAUUUAUAGCAUUUACUGACUAAUCUUAAUCUUAACUUGUAACUCUGCACAUAACUUAACUUCUUACGUUAGAGGAUCUUCGAAACUCGGUAUGUAAAUUCAAUAAAUCAGUCUAAUCUACUGUAUACGGAACAGAAAACAUCCAAUCUUGUCAGUUCUUUGCUGUUCAUUUGAUGCCUAAAUAAAUUACACAAAGAAUAGAGUCAUUGGCUUUCA